Messenger RNA from Sardina pilchardus (European sardine), 3065 nucleotides. It is a transcript of the gene esf1, whose product is annotated as ESF1, nucleolar pre-rRNA processing protein, homolog (S. cerevisiae). Lineage: Eukaryota; Metazoa; Chordata; Actinopteri; Clupeiformes; Clupeidae. Gene Ontology annotation, biological process: rRNA processing. Gene Ontology annotation, cellular component: nucleus. The record is from RefSeq and is a predicted model, not a curated record. Gene Ontology annotation, molecular function: RNA binding. The coding region runs from base 343 to 2772 and encodes 809 amino acids. The transcript has 14 exons.
GAAUUAAGCAGCAAAUGUGUGUACCAUAUAAUGACACUGUACACGUCACAAAUGUGUUUUAAGACUAAAUUGAAGAUGUAUUAGAUUACAAAACAUCUAAAUGGUUACAGAAAGUACUAAUGUUUUUUGAACUUCCUGCGUUGCCGUAGAAUGUAGAGAGCCUGAGACAAGUGCAUGACGGGAAAACACGUGGAGAGAGGUGUAUUUUCAUGCAGCUGACCCUGCAGAUGUGAGAUCUCAUCACUGUUUUCAAGCAUUUAUUUACAUUAAACCUCUAAUGUAACAACACAAGUCUGCGUGAUUUAACAGGUAAUUAGGAAGCACUAAAACAGAACCAGAGGCAUGGCUUCUAAGAAGGGCCAGGACGGCGAUGACCGUUUCCUCAAGGUGAAGAAGGACCCUCGCUUUUGGGAGAUGCCCGACAAGGAGCGCAAAGUCAAGAUCGAUAAGCGGUUCCAGUCCAUGUUCCACGACGACCGUUUCAAACUUAAAUACACAGUCGACAAGCGCGGCAGACCCUUCAACCACACCUCGUCCGAGGAUCUGAAGAAGUUCUACAAGCUGUCAGACUCGGACGUAUCCGAUGCAGAGCUGGAGGAACAAGAGGGUAAGAAAAAGAAGAAGAAGAAGAAAAAGAAGGCCCUCAAAGCGGAGUUGGAGGAGAUCCAAGACGGAGACGAGGCUGAGGAAGAGGAGGAAAAAGAUGAGAAGAUGAAAGACACCCCCCUUAAGACAGUGGCACCAAAAAGAGGGGUGAAAGUCUACGAGGAAGGUGAAGAAGAGGAGGAGCCGAGUGAUGACGAAGAAGGAGAUGACGAGGAUGAGGACGACGACGACGAUGAUGGUGAUUCGGAGGAGGGUGUCUCAGAAGGUAGUGAGGAGGAAGUGGAAGGAGAAGAUGAUGAUGAUGACGAAGAGGAGGAUGGUGAUGAGGAAGAUGAUGAUGAAGAUGUAGGUAGUGAGUCUGAAGAUGAGGAGAGCGACAGCAGCGGCCCUGACUUGGCCAGAGGCAAAGGCAACGUGGAGACCAGCUCAGACGAGGACGACGACGACGACGAGGUGGAGGAAAUGCUUCGCCGCGAGGCAGAUGAGAUCGUGCACGACUGGGGCGAGAUGUGGAAGGACGCUCCUCGUGCUGAUGACGUGUCCCGACGGCUGGCGGUGUGCAACAUGAACUGGGACAGGAUGAAGGCCAAAGACCUGCUGGCCCUCUUUAACUCCUUCAAACCUAAAGAUGGCGUCAUCCUCUCUGUCAAGAUUUACCCGUCUGAGUUUGGGAAGGAGCGUCUGCAGGCUGAGCAGACUCAGGGCCCCAUGGAGCUCGCCGCUCUGCCCGACGACUUGGACGACAACGACACGGAAGAGAAGAGGCUGUACCGGGAGAAGAUCAGGGACUACCAGUUCAAGCGUCUGCGCUACUUCUACGCCGUGGUGGAGUGCGACUCGCUGAAAACGGCGGCCAAGAUCUACGAGGAGUGUGACGGCUUCGAGUACGAGAGCAGCUGCUCCACCAUGGACCUGCGGUUUAUUCCAGAGGAGAUGGUGUUUGAGGAUGAGCCCACGGACUCCGCCGUGGAUGUGGACCUGUCCAGCUACCAGCCCAAAGUCUUCAGCUCCACGGCCACCACCACUGCCAAGGUGGAGCUGACGUGGGACGAGACGGACCACGAUCGCGUCACGGCUUUCAGCAGGAACUUCAACAAAAACGAGCUGCUGGACAUGGACUUCAAGGCUUACCUGGCCUCCUCCAGCGAGGAAGAAUUGGAAGAGGAGGAAGAGGAGCAGACUGAAGUCAUACCAGAAGCUCCCAAGCCAGCGGUAGAGAGCAUUGAGCCGGUGGAGAAAGAGGAGGAGAAGAAGGAGAAGAAGAAGAAGAAGAAGACGACUAAGGAGGACCAGAUCGCCAAGUACCGGGAGCUGCUGCAGGGCAUCCAGGAUAAGGAGCGCAGUAAGGAGCGCGACCGCGACAUGGAGAUGGAGAUCACCUGGGUGCCAGGUCUGAAGGAGAAGACGGAGAAGCUGGUGAAGAAGAAGAUGGAGGGGAAGGAGGAGCUGACGCCGUGGGAGGAGUUCCUGCAGAAGAAGAAAGACAAGAAGAUCGAGAAGAAGAAGAGAGCCAAACAGUCUGCCGAGGCGGGCAUCAGUGAUGACGAGCUUCCUGCUGACGUUGACUUCAAUGACCCCUUCUUCUCCGAGGAGCUCGGCAGCACCGCCCUGAAUAGCAAAUCCAAGGGCAAGAAGAAGAAGAGGGAGGUGGAGGAGAAGACGCCGGAGGAGGAGGAGGAAGAGGAGAGGCAGAAGGCUGAGAUGGCUCUUCUGAUGGAUGACGACGAUGGCGAGCAGCACAAGCACUUCAACUACGACAAGAUCGUGGAGGAGCAGAACCUGAGCAAGAAGAAGAGGAAGAAGCUCCUGAAGAGCAGCACGGCCCUGGAGGAGGACAACUUCCAGGUGGACCUGAAGGACCCUCGGUUCGACGCCAUGUUCACGUCUCACCUGUACAACCUGGACCCGUCGGACCCCAGCUACAAGAAGACCAAAGCCUCGCAGAGCAUCGCGGCGGAGAAGCAGCGUCGCAGAGAGGAGAAGGAGCGGAGGCAGGAGCAGGAAAUGGCUGCCAAGAAACAGGAAGCGGACGCGGACAGGGAUGGGUCGACGUCGACGUCGACGUCCAAGAGGAAAGGGGUGGACCCCAAUCUGUCUUUGCUUAUCAAGAACAUCAAGAACAAGACGGAACAGUUCCAGGCCCGCAAGAAGCAGAAGAUGUCUUAGAACAUUCUGGUUUUGGAAGGUGGGCAGCACACCUGCUUGAUUUGGGGGUUACUGCUCUCAUUUAUUUGCAACGUAUCACCUAUGGACGAUUUAACCGCAAAAGCUGUGGUCAAAACCAUCCCAUAACUUACACACACACACGUGUGUAUCAGGACUGUUUUGAUAAUUGCUACCUGGGACACGUUUUAUUUUUGGAUGUAUCUAUAUGAACUAUUACUGUUUUGAGAUUGGCUUUCUCCUUCAUCAUCAUUAUUAAAAGAUGAUUCAGAAAAGAAGUCACACUUUCACAGAAA